Molecule: messenger RNA, 2789 nt
Organism: Desarmillaria tabescens
Lineage: Eukaryota; Fungi; Basidiomycota; Agaricomycetes; Agaricales; Physalacriaceae
Exons: 20
Coding region: 68-2644 (858 amino acids)
Biological process (GO): proteolysis; glutathione catabolic process
Molecular function (GO): peptidase activity; protein binding
Source: RefSeq, a predicted model, not a curated record
UUCGGACGAAAACUUGCUUAAUACCGUUCACGACGGCAGGGACAUCCUCACUUUUUCUCUCUCCUCGAUGUAUGGCACGGCACCAGUGUCCCCCAUUCUUGACCCCUCUUUGAGUCGCGAAAUUUCUGAUGGAGUGUUACCCCGCCUUGUCCAUUCCCUGCAUGAGACCAACAGCUCGGUACUGAGCCUUGCGGCUAGCGAUGACUAUAUCUUCUCCGGGAGCCAGAAUCAGGACAUAUCGGUGUGGGAUAAGCGAACGUAUAGAUUGAAGGAUACGCUGCGGGGCCAUACAGGGAGCGUGUUGGCGUUGGUGUAUGCUGCAGAAAAAGAAUGGUUGUUCAGUUCUUCAGGCGACAGCACCGUCAGGAUCUGGUCAACGACGACACUGAACCCGAUAUAUGUUGUGGAUCCAUAUCUUGAGACGGGUGCUGGAGAUCUAUUCUCUCUUGCAUGGUCGCCGUCUCUACAGACACUUUAUAUCGGAUGUCAGAACACCGCUCUGCAGUGGCUCGAUUUGCGUACGAUUCCUUCACAAGAGUCCGUCUCUUCACGUACCCUCUGUGCCAGCGAAUCCGGCAUAUUCACACCAAGCGGUACGCCGAGAAAGGUGCAUAAAUUCUUUGAUAGCUAUCCACAGUACGAGCGGAAGCCUGCGGAUAUAUACGCGAACAAUCCUACCGGUAAACGCACGCCUGGAUACGGAACGCCCGUAUUGGAGUCAGACCCUUCCACGGCUCCGCAUAUAUCCAUCCCAGCUAGCAAUGUUAUCGAUUCUGCACACUUUGGGUACAUAUACUGCCUUGCGAUAGUGGAGGAAUGCGAGAUUGGAGGUGUUAAGCUUAUUUCUGGGAGCGGCGACGAGAGUAUCAAGAUUUGGAGCUGUACCUCCAAUGGCCCGGUACUUGAGCACGAAUUUACGUGUGCUAUUGGUGCAGUGUUCGCUCUUGUAACGCAGGGAGAUACUAUCUAUGGAGGAUGCCAAGAUGGAAUUGUCAAGGUUUUGGACAUAGAAACUAGAUCUAUUGUCAGGACCAUCAUAGUCCAAGAGGGGGUAGACAUUCUUUCCAUGUCGUUGCUUAAGUCUGAUCUGUAUGUUUGCCUCGCUAAUGGACGAAUACAACGUUACUCCGCCUCGUUCGAUUGCACCGCAUCGUGGAAAUGUCAUAAUGGAAUUGUCUUGUCUUCGAUAUUAGAUGACCAGAGCAAUGGGUCUCACAAGCUCAUUACAGGCGGAAAUGAUGAUUACAUCAAGAUCUGGGAUGCCAUUCCACCCAAGACCCGGAGCUUUCAGGCUUCUGGCUCGCAAUCACUCGUUGCGGAUGCACCUUCACGUGACGUAUUGGAAUAUGCGCUGUCCAAGUUUAUUUCAUUUCCCAGUGUCAGCAGUAAUCUUUCAAACAGGGAAGACUGUAGACAAGCCGCUAUCUGGCUUAGGAAAUGCUUGAGUCAGCUAGGUGCGCGAGCUUCGUUGCUCCCAACUGGCGAAGGGACGAACCCUCUGGUAUUGGGGACGUUCCAGGGUUUACAGACUCAAGCAACGAAGCCCAGGAUCUUGUUCUAUGGACACUACGAUGUCAUGGCAGCGCCACCUGAAGGCUGGCAUUCCGAUCCCUUCACUCUGACAGGUAACAAUGGCUUCCUGUAUGGCCGAGGUGCGACAGAUAACAAGGGUCCAAUAAUGGCUGUGGCUUGUGCUGCAGCUGCCCUUCUGCGUCGUCGUUCGCUGGCCGUCGAUCUUGUGUUUCUUAUCGAGGGUGAAGAGGAAUGUGGGAGUACAGGGUUCAAGAAAGCUGUCGGGAUGCAUAAGGACGCUAUUGGGCAUAUUGAUGCGAUUUUGGUCAGUAACUCUACGUGGAUCACUGAGGAGCAUCCGUGUAUCACGUAUGGGCUUAGAGGUGUUGUCCAUUGUGAUCUGGAGAUAACGAGUGCCCUUCCGGACCUGCACUCUGGUGUAGAUGGAGGUGGCGUCGUGGAACCGAUGGAUGAUAUGAUAAAACUACUAGCUACUUUGAGUGACCGACAAAAAGGCGUGCAAAUACCUGGUUUCUACGACCACGUUCGGCCUUCUUCCGAAGAGGAGAAAUCUAAUUACAAGCGACUCGCUGAGGUCACCAAAAAGCCUGCUAGCUCUCUGUCUUCGAGAUGGAGAGAGCCGUCAUUGACUAUACACACCAUUGAGGUGUCUGGUCCACAAAAUUCGACCGUUAUACCUGGCACUGUCAAGUCUCAGGUCUCCAUCCGCAUAGUCCCCGACCAGGAUUUAGAUACCAUCUCCCGGUCACUCCUUGAUUACCUGACCAGAUCAUUUGAACGUCUCCAGUCGCCCAAUAAAUUCCACGUCAGUCUGGAAAAAUCGGCUGACUGGUGGUUGGGGAACCUGGAUGAUCAUUGGUUUAAAGCACUGGAGGCAGCCGUUCGGGAGGAGUGGGGCGUCGAUCCUCUGCAUAUUCGUGAAGGAGGGUCUAUCCCUUCGGUGCCAUACCUCGAGAAGGAAUUUGGGUGCCAUGCGCUGCAUCUGCCGUUGGGCCAAAGCUCGGAUCAAGCCCACUUACCGAACGAGCGUAUUUCUCUGAAUAAUCUUCAGCGAGGACAGUCUGUUAUUGAGAGGUUUCUCCUAAAAGUGGCUGAUGCUAAUUUUGCCUAAUUCUUCGUAUCUUUCGUGUAUCUACUUGCUUUCGUGUUGCAUACUUUAGCUGUCGUGUUUUUUUUUUGUAAUGGUUUGUCUAACUGGGGGCCGUCGUGCCGUCGGCAGUACCUUGCUUGUCGAAGUUUCCAGUCAACUUGCGCUC